AUGUCAAGAUCUAGCUUUGGAGGCAUAAUGUCUCAUUCUGAGAAGUCAGAUGCACUGGUUUUCUUUGUGAAUGGAAGAAAGGUGGUUGAGAAGAAUGCAGACCCUGAAGUAGAUUUGUUGUUCUACUUGAGAAAAAGGCUCCGUCUGACAGGAACCAAAUAUGGCUGUGGAGGAGGAGGCUGUGGGGCCUGCACGGUGAUGAUAUCAAGAUACGAUUCCAGCAGCAAGAAGAUCCGACAUUUCUCUGUCACAGCCUGCCUCAUUCCCAUAUGUUCCCUCUAUGGGGCAGCAGUCACCACUGUGGAAGGGAUUGGAAGCACCAAAACCAGGAUUCACCCUGUUCAGGAAAGGAUUGCCAAAGGCCAUGGCACACAAUGUGGGUUCUGUACUCCAGGGAUGGUGAUGUCCAUAUAUACUCUCCUGAGGAAUCACCUGCAGCCAUCAACUGAACAGCUGAUUGAAACCUUGGGGGGUAACCUGUGUCGCUGUACUGGAUAUAGGCCAAUCAUAGAAAGUGGGAAAAGUUUCAGCACUGAGUCAUCAUGCUGUCAAAUGAAAGGAACUGGGACAUGUUGCCUAGAUCAAGAAGAAAAGAAAUCUGAGAAUAAAACUGAUGUCUGCAACAAACUGUAUCAAGAAGAAGAAUUUUUGCCCUUGGACCCAACCCAAGAACUUAUAUUUCCACCUGAACUGAUGAGAAUGGCAGAGGAGGCAGGAAAGAAAACACUAGUGUUCCGGGGUGAAAGGGUUGCCUGGAUUUCUCCUGCCACCUUGAAUGAACUUUUGGAGCUCAAAUUGCAAUAUCCCCAAGCUCCUCUUGUCAUGGGAAACACCUUUGUGGGACCCAACAUGAAAUUCAAAGGUGUCUAUCACCCAUUUAUCAUCUCUCCUGCUAGAAUUUUGGAACUGAAUGUUGUGAUGAUUGAUGCAAACAAAGGGUUGACUAUAGGUGCUGGCUGUAGCCUGGCCCAGGUGAAAGAAAUCUUAACUGAAACGGUUUUAAGGCUCCCAGCGGAGAAAACUCAAACCUACCGAGCUCUCUUGAAACAUUUGAAAACUAUAGCUGGUCAGCAGAUCAGGAACAUGGCUACCUUAGGAGGACACAUUAUAAGUCGGCUGGCAGUAUCUGAUCUCAAUCCUGUUUUGGGUGUAGGCAAUUGUGUACUCAACUUGGCAACAAAAGAAGGAACACAACAACUUCCUUUAAAUGAUCAUUUUCUUGCUGGGUCACCAGAUGCCAACCUUACAUCAGAACAAGUUUUAGUCUCUGUUUUUAUUCCUCUCUCUAAAAAGUGGGAGUUUGUGUCAGCUUUCCGACAGGCACAGCGUCAGCAGAAUGCUUUAGCAAUUGUGAAUUCUGGAAUGAGAGUUCAUUUUAAAGAUGGUACAAAUAUCAUUAUGGAUUUAAACAUUUUAUAUGGAGGAGUCAGCUCUGCUACUGUCAGUGCAAACAAAUCAUGUCAGCAGCUCAUAGGAAGGGCCUGGAAUGAGGAGAUGCUAGAUGAAGCCUGCAGGCUAGUCCUAGAUGAAGUGACUAUCCCAGGCUCAUCCUCUGGUGGAAUGGUAGAAUACAAAAGAACUCUCAUGAUCAGUUUCCUCUUCAAAUUCUACCUGGAAGUGUUGCAGGAAUUAAAUGUUAGGGACCCCAGAUAUCCUGAUGUCCCCAACAAAUUCCAAAGUGUCCUGGAAGACUUCCCCUUAACUGCACCCUGUGGGACACAGGCUUAUGAGUGUGUAGACUCCCAUCAGCCACCUCAAGAUCCAGUUGGCCGUCCAGUCAUGCACCAAUCAGGUAUUAAACAUGCCACUGGAGAAGCUAUAUUUUGUGAUGACAUGCCUGCUAUAGAUGAAGAGCUCUUCCUAGCUGUAGUAACCAGUACAAGACCUCAUGCAAAAAUCAUCUCAAUUGAUGCAUCAGAGGCUCUUGCCUUGCCUGGAGUAGUUGAUGUGAUAACAGCUCAAGAUGUUCCAGGUGAAAAUGGAAAUGAAGAAGAGAGGAUAUAUGCCCAGAAUGAGGUAAUUUGUGUUGGACAGAUUGUCUGUACUGUGGCGGCCGAUUCAUACUUUCAUGCCAAACAGGCAGCUAAAAAGGUGAACAUUGUAUACGAAGACAUGGAGCCAGUGAUUGUGACAAUUAAGGAUGCAGUAAAUCACAAAUCAUUCAUUGGAUCAGAAAGAAAAUUAGAGCAAGGAAACAUUAAGGAGGCAUUUCAAACUGUUGAUCAAAUCAUUGAAGGUGAGGUACAUGUGGGAGGACAGGAACAUUUUUAUAUGGAAACACAGAGUGUACUUGUGAUUCCAAAGACGGAGGAUAAAGAGAUGGAGAUAUAUGUAUCAAGUCAAGAUGCUGCAUUUGUGCAGGAAAAAGUGGCCUCCACUUUGGGUAUUCCCAAAAAUAGAAUCAUGUGCCACAUGAGACGGGCCGGUGGAGGUUUUGGAGGCAAAAUGACCAAGCCUGGUCUACUGGGAGCUGUGGCUGCUGUAGCAGCAAAUAAGACUGGCUGCCCAAUUCGUUUUAUUUUGGAGCGUGGAGAUGAUAUGCUGAUUACUGGAGGACGACACCCACUGCUUGGGAAAUAUAAAAUAGGCUUUAUGAAUAAUGGCAAAAUCAAGGCAGCAGAUAUCAAAUAUUAUAUUAAUGGUGGAUGUACACCAGAUGAAUCAGAAAUGGUAAUAGAGUAUGCUUUACUCAAAUUGGAAAAUGCUUAUAAAAUUCCUAACCUCCGAAUUCAAGGCCAGGCUUGCAAAACCAACUUGCCAUCCAAUACAGCCUUUAGAGGCUUUGGUUUUCCUCAGGGAACCUUUGUGACAGAGUACUGGAUAACAGCUGUGGCAGCUAAAUGUAAUUUACCACCAGAGAAGGUUAGGGAACUUAACAUGUACAAAACUGUUGAUAGAACAAUCCACAAACAGCAAUUUGAUCCAAAGAACCUGAUAAGAUGUUGGGAUGAAUGUAUGGAAAAAUCUUCAUACUAUAGCAGAAAAAAGGCCACAGAAUUAUUCAAUCAUCAGAAUUCCUGGAAGAAGAGAGGGAUCGCCAUUAUUCCUAUGAAAUUCUCUGUAGGAUAUCCAAAGACAUAUUAUCAUCAGGCUGCUUCCUUGGUUCACAUUUAUACAGAUGGAUCUGUAUUGAUUACACAUGGAGGAACUGAAUUGGGACAAGGUCUUAACACCAAAAUGAUACAGGUGGCCAGUCAUGAACUAAAGAUUCCAAUGUCAGAUGUGUACCUGAGUGAAAUGAAUACUGUAACGGUGCCAAAUACAGUUGCCACUGCGGGAUCAGUUGGAGCUGAUGUCAAUGGGAAAGCAGUUCAGACUGCAUGUCAGACACUAAUGAAACGCCUUGAACCCAUCAUCAACAAGAAUCCCAAUGGCACUUGGAAAGAAUGGGCUAAUGAAGCCUUUGCCCAAAGCAUUAGUCUCUCAGCCACUGGAUAUUUUAGGGGCUACAAAGCAGAUAUGGACUGGGUGAAAGGAGAAGGUGAUGUUUUUCCAUACUUUGUUUAUGGAGCUGCCUGUUCUGAGGUUGAAAUUGACUGCUUAACAGGAGCACAUAAGAACAUCAGAACUGACAUUGUCAUGGAUGCCUGUUUCAGCAUUAAUCCAGCUAUAGAUAUAGGACAGAUUGAAGGUGCAUUUACACAAGGGGUUGGACUUUAUACUUUGGAAGAACUGAAAUAUUCUCCUGAAGGAGUUCUGCAUACCCGAAGCCCAAAUGAAUAUAAAAUUCCUUCAAUCACUGACAUUCCAGAAGAGCUUAAUGUUUCCUUAUUAACUUCAACAAGGAACCCAAUUGCAAUCUACUCAUCUAAGGGCCUAGGUGAGUCAGGAAUGUUCCUUGGAUCAUCUGUGUUCUUUGCUCUACUUGAUGCUGUGACUGCAGCACGAAAGGAGAGAGGCCUGACUGAGACUUUUAUAAUGAACAGCCCUGCAACCCCUGAGCUGAUUCGAAUGACCUGUAUGGAUAAAUUUACUAACCUGAUUCCACGAGAUGAUCCUAAAUCCUAUAAGCCUUGGUCCAUACCUGUAGCCUAAUGUUUGAGUUCCAGAACAUAAUGUAACUAUCUGAUGAAUUUAAAGAUUUCCAUUAACCAAAAUAAAUGUUUGUUUUUAAAUCCAUAGAAAAGGAUAUGUAAUUCUUGAAUAUAAUUUCCAGAUACCUUAGAAUCUCAAAACAUGUAAGCAAUUGAAUUUGUUUACUAUUAAGGUUUUAAAUUUAAAAAUGAUAUU
Molecule: messenger RNA, 4230 nt
Organism: Dromiciops gliroides (monito del monte)
Lineage: Eukaryota; Metazoa; Chordata; Mammalia; Microbiotheria; Microbiotheriidae
Product: aldehyde oxidase 3-like
Exons: 35
Coding region: 1-4035 (1344 amino acids)
Molecular function (GO): iron ion binding; FAD binding; 2 iron, 2 sulfur cluster binding
Source: RefSeq, a predicted model, not a curated record